This is a messenger RNA of Musa acuminata AAA Group (dessert banana), 735 nucleotides long. Its product is annotated as protein LHCP TRANSLOCATION DEFECT-like. Gene Ontology annotation, biological process: granum assembly; intracellular protein transport. NCBI's taxonomy places the organism in Eukaryota, Viridiplantae, Streptophyta, Magnoliopsida, Zingiberales, Musaceae. The record is from RefSeq and is a predicted model, not a curated record. The coding region runs from base 66 to 602 and encodes 178 amino acids. The transcript is spliced from 2 exons. Gene Ontology annotation, cellular component: chloroplast envelope; chloroplast stroma.
GUGUCAGCGGAAUGGAUAAAGAACAAUAAAAGAAAUCCUCCGCACGCACGAAGAGGGAGAGCGCCAUGGCCUCGAUUCCCUGCACUCUGUAUUAUCAAAUCCCUUCUUUUUCUUCCUCUUCUGCUUCGUCCUCUUCGGUGAGGCUGAGCUCUCCCUUUGUCGCUCACACGAGGCGGCUAGGAUGGUUCAGGGCCUCCGAGAUGAGAUCCAAGUUGGGGCCGGAAACCAACGGGUCGAGAUUUACCUGCUGGUUUCGAUUCGGGAACCGCGGCGUCGAUGCCGAGGGCGCCGGCAUCUACGGGAGUCAGACGCGGGAUGAUUUCGAUCGGGACGACGUCGAACAGUAUUUCAAUUAUAUGGGAAUGCUUGCCGUGGAGGGUUCAUAUGAUAAGAUGGAGGCACUACUAAGCCAAAACAUCCAUCCUGUGGAUAUACUGUUGAUGUUGGCUGCGUCUGAAGGUGACAAACCCAAAAUUGAAGAAUUGAUGAGGGCAGGUGCAAAGUAUGAUGUCAAAGAUGCAGAUGGAAGAACAGCUCUCGAUAGAGCAGCCAAUGAGGAGAUCAAGGAGUUAAUUUUGGGGUUCUCUGUUCAGAGAGCUUGAACAAGAAUUGGCUUCAUCCUAAUCCUGUAAUUUAUCAUUCUCUUCUUUGUUGUAGAUUGGUGCUUCUGUACCUUUUUCAAACAAAGUAGCAACAUGUUGGUGGAUGUUUGUAAUGGAUUAAAGAACCUUUUCA